CCGAGCCCUCCUCCACCUCUCAAAAAACGCAACAUGUGCCCAAACGACAGAUACGCCCAUGACCUCGCCGGACUCUCGGACUUCCGGCGAGCUUUCACAGUUCUAGAUUUUGACUGCGACGGAAAAAUAGGCAAAGAAGAUUUGCACGCGUUUUUCCAACAAUUUUCUGCUGAUCCUCGAGCCACUGAAGACGUCGACUCGAUGAUCGUGGUUGCUGAUAGAGACAAAGAUGGGUUCGUUGAGUACGAAGAGUUUGAAAAGGUUCUGAGUUUCCCGGCUCCUGAGUCUCCAGAAAAUGAGGUUUUCCGGGAAGUUUUCCGGCUAAUGGACGGAGACGGUGAUGGAAAAUUGGGGUUUUCCGAUCUGAAGGGGUACAUGGGGUCGUUGGGCUUUUCUUUGAGUGACGAGGAUUUGGAGAUGAUGCUUAGAGUGGGCGGUGGAGAUUUGAACGAAGGGGUUGGGUAUGAGGGGCUGGUGAAGAUCUUGGCGGUUGAUUUGGCGCGAUGAGAGGGUAGUAUUUUCUCUGAUUUUUUAUUAUGUAUAUUCAGAGAAUAACUUCGAUUCGAGAAGGGGUUGGCACAUCUUGUUUUUAACCUUUUUCAUUGUUUUUAAUGGUUUUUUAUUUUGUUGGGUUUCUUGGAAAUGUACGAUGCAGCUCUGGAAAAUUUUGUUUUCUUCUAUGUAAACUGUUCUAGUGGAAAGUUAUACCAUUCACUUCACUGAUUGUUAUGGUA
This is a messenger RNA of Amborella trichopoda, 734 nucleotides long. RefSeq names its product Ca2+-binding protein 1 (gene CP1). Gene Ontology annotation, molecular function: calcium ion binding. Lineage: Eukaryota; Viridiplantae; Streptophyta; Magnoliopsida; Amborellales; Amborellaceae. The record is from RefSeq and is a predicted model, not a curated record.